Messenger RNA from Arachis duranensis, 777 nucleotides. RefSeq lists its product as uncharacterized. Bases 73 to 459 code for a protein of 128 amino acids. The transcript is spliced from 2 exons. The record is from RefSeq and is a predicted model, not a curated record. NCBI's taxonomy places the organism in Eukaryota, Viridiplantae, Streptophyta, Magnoliopsida, Fabales, Fabaceae.
UCUUACGUUACCAACCCUAACCCACUCCAAAUCUCCAACGGCCCAGCAGCACACCCUCUCUCAUCCCCUCCCAUGACCCUCGAGCUAGCCAUUCCUCACUUCCUCUCAACGCUGGCGAGCUCAGCCCCUCCUUUUCGCGCAGCCACAGUCCUGCCGGCGCUACCUCUGUUUCACCGCACCCACUGUCCCGUUCGAAGCCCGUUCGUAGGUGCUCCUUGUCUCGGUGUCUCCCUCUUUCGUGCUCUGUUCAAGGCUUCUAGCUUCGAAGGUGCUCUCUUGCGCCGCCGUCGCGCUCCCAUAGAGGAAGAAUCAUCGCAAGCGCCGCCGUUUCCUCCUCCUCUCGGUCAAGCCGUCAUCCACUUCUCAGCUGCGCCGCUGUCUACUUCUCAGUCGUCCUACUCACCGCGGUCCUUGUCGUCCACGACACUCAGUCACGCCACGUCUUCCAUCUUAGGGUAGCGUUUGUUUUCGGAAACAGGACACGGAGACAUGGACAGCACAUUCUUAAAAAGUGUUUGGAAGCAAAGACACACUGAACAUAUUGUCUCCGGGAUAGUUUUUUAUACUUUUGUGCCCACUCUUUUAUGAAGGACAAUGAUGGACACGGGAUUUGGAAGAGGGACACGGACUGUUUUUAUGAAUUUUUUUUCUUUUUUGUCCAUGGUGCUAUUUUUUAUUAUUCCACUGUUACCCCUUCUUAUUUUUCCUAUUUUGCGUUGUUCUCAAAAAGUACUUUUUUUACUCCAUGCUUUUUUUCUAUCUCUACUUUCUUUUUCU